Medicago truncatula (barrel medic) is the source of this 1928-nucleotide messenger RNA. RefSeq names its product heat shock cognate 70 kDa protein. Lineage: Eukaryota; Viridiplantae; Streptophyta; Magnoliopsida; Fabales; Fabaceae. Bases 1 to 1860 code for a protein of 619 amino acids. The transcript has 3 exons. Gene Ontology annotation, molecular function: ATP-dependent protein folding chaperone; ATP binding. The record is from RefSeq and is a predicted model, not a curated record.
AUGACUAGAAGUAUGGUUCACGAGAAGAACCAACAAUUAUCAAUCACUUCAAACAGAAUGGCAAAAAAAUUCAAGGGUCCAGCGAUUGGUAUUGACCUUGGAACAACCUAUUCAUGUGUAGCUGUUUGGCAGGACCAAAACAACAGGGCAGAGAUUAUUCACAAUGAUCAAGGAAACAGAACUACUCCUUCUUUUGUUGCUUUUACUGAUGAUAAAAGGUUGAUCGGUGAUGCUGCCAAAAAUCAGGCUGCUUCUAACCCAGUCAACACUAUCUUUGAUGCAAAGAGGUUAAUUGGAAGGAAAUAUAGUGAUUCUGUCAUUCAGAAUGACAUACGGUUGUGGCCAUUUAAGGUUGUUCCUGGCAAUGAUGACAAACCUGAGAUCAUUGUUAAGUAUAAGGGUGGGGAAAAGCACUUCUGUGCUGAGGAAAUCUCAUCAAUGGUCCUUACAAAGAUGCGUGAAAUUGCAGAGAAGUUUCUGGAGUCACCUGUCAAGAAUGCAGUUGUUACUGUGCCGGCUUAUUUUAAUGAUUCUCAGCGAAAAGCCACAAAAGAUGCUGGUGCCAUUGCUGGUCUCAAUGUAAUGCGGAUAAUCAAUGAGCCAACUGCAGCUGCUCUUGCAUAUGGCCUUCAAAAGAGAGCUAAUUGUGUUGAAGAGAGAAAUAUUUUCAUAUUUGAUCUUGGUGGUGGAACUUUUGAUGUUUCUCUUCUCACAAUUAAGAAUAAUCUCUUUGAAGUCAAGGCCACUUCCGGAGACACACACCUUGGAGGAGAGGACUUUGAUAACCGAAUGGUGAACCACUUUGUUAUGGAGUUCAACAGGAAGUAUAUGAAGGACAUUAGUGGGAGCCCGAGGGUGCUUAGAAGGUUAAGAACGGCCUGCGAGAGGACAAAAAGGACACUUUCAUUUGAUACCAAUGCGACAAUUGACAUAGAUUCCUUAUUUGAGGGUAUUGAUUUCCAUUCAUCAAUCACUCGGGCCAAGUUUGAGCAACUCAAUGUGGACCUCUUUAAGAAGUGUAUAGAGACUGUUGAAAGUUGUCUUAGUGAUGCUCAGAUCGAAAAGAGUAGUGUGGAUGAUGCUGUCCUUGUUGGCGGUUCUUCUAGGAUUCCCAAAGUGCAACAAUUACUGAAAGAAUUUUUCAAUUGGAAGGACAUUUGCGUGAGCAUCAAUCCUGAUGAGGCAGUUGCCUAUGGCGCAGCAGUUCAAGCUGCUUUGCUUUGUGAAGCCACUGAGAAGUCUCUAAACUUGGUUUUGCGAGAUGUCACCCCAUUAUCUUUAGGUACGUUGGUAAGAGGAGAUCUUCUGAGUGUUGUGAUUCCUAGAAACACACCCAUUCCUGUCAAGAAAACAAAAAAUUAUUAUACAACUAAAGAUGACUUGUCAUAUGUGUCGGUUAGGGUUUAUGAAGGCGAGAGAUUAAAAGCAAGUGAGAACAACUUGUUGGGUAAGUUUAGAUUCUCAAUUCCUCCUGCUCCUCGGGGCCAAAUUCCUAUCAAAGUAUGCUUUUCCAUAGAUUUUGAUGGUAUUUUAAACGUAUCCGCGACGGAAGAUACCUGUGGGAAUAGGCAAGAAAUUACAAUAACGAAUGAAAAGGGAAGACUAUCAACCGAAGAAAUUGAGAGAAUGAUCCAAGAAGCUGAGAAUUUCAAAGAUGAAGACAUGAAGUUCAAGAAGAAAGUUAAAGCAAUGAAUGAUCUGGAUGAUUAUCUUUACACUAUGAGAAAAGUAAUGAAGGAUGAUAGUGUUAGUUCCAUGCUUACUUCAAUAGAAAGAAUGAAGAUCAACUCUGCAAUGAUAAAGGGAAUGAAAUUGAUUGAUGAAAAACAGCAUCAUGAAGCAUUUUUGAGGACUUUCUGAGGGAGCUUGAGAAGAAGACCAAUAAAGGUUUCUCUGAUGAGUAAAGUGAUUCUGAUUGUUAAUUUUUA